Messenger RNA from Synchiropus splendidus (mandarinfish), 862 nucleotides. RefSeq names its product translocase of inner mitochondrial membrane 8 homolog A (yeast) (gene timm8a). The transcript has 2 exons. NCBI's taxonomy places the organism in Eukaryota, Metazoa, Chordata, Actinopteri, Syngnathiformes, Callionymidae. The coding region runs from base 92 to 355 and encodes 87 amino acids. The record is from RefSeq and is a predicted model, not a curated record.
GUCCCAUACGCGCACGUGAAGGUCAGCGUUUUGGACGUCAAACGUUCGCGUUCCUCCACAAACGGCUCGAUCGGUGGACCUGAACGCAAGAAUGAACGGGCAAGGAGCGACAGCAGACCCGCAGUUGCAGCAGUUUAUCGAAAUAGAGACCCAGAAGCAGCGAUUUCAGCAGCUGGUGCAUCAAAUGACGGAGGACACGUGCAUGGACAAACCAGGUCCCAAACUUGACUCGAGGUCGGAGACAUGCUUUGUGAACUGUGUGGAGCGGUUUAUAGAUACCAGUCAGUUCAUCCUGAACCGACUGGAACAGACUCAGAGGAGCAGAGGAGGUUUCUCUGACUCCAUGUCGGAGUAAAGACUUCCAUCAGGAAGGACUGAGCACGGAGCCUCGUGCUUGUUCGUAUGGAAAGAGACUUCAAGUGCCUCGGGUCAACACCAUGUAUGUUGUCCACAGGAGGAGCAGCAAACCUGCUGCAGUGUGGACGGACCUCACCUGCUGCAGGUCAACCCCAAAGUCAGGAUGGAAAUAAAGUGAACACAAGCUUUGGGUUGUACAUAUGCAAUAAACAGAAAUUCAAAACAGUUACAUCCACUUGCCAAACUGCACUUUGUAAAUACUUAAAUUGUGGCACAGCCUGUUGUCAAUGGUACAUCACCCCUCGCAGUAAAGAACAUUCCCGAAGCAUCCAAACUGAUCUUGCAUCUUCAAAACAGGGUGUUUGAGAGGCCAUUUUUCAUGUCAGGAUAUGACUUUAUCCAUGCACUGAAGACGACCGUCAUGAAAGUGAAAUAUUGUCAAGGUCACCAGUCUUUUAAAUAUGAAUAAUCAUAAAUAUUAAAACAAAACACACACAAAAAAUUG